Molecule: messenger RNA, 1951 nt
Organism: Capsicum annuum
Lineage: Eukaryota; Viridiplantae; Streptophyta; Magnoliopsida; Solanales; Solanaceae
Exons: 4
Coding region: 296-1705 (469 amino acids)
Molecular function (GO): nucleic acid binding; zinc ion binding
Source: RefSeq, a predicted model, not a curated record
AAUUAGUCCUUAGCCAAAUUGAGUUAAUCAGCUGAAAAUAUCAAGAUAGAGUCGGUCUAAAGUCUCCUUAAAAAGGGACCAAAACCGAGCUCCUUGAGUUAACCAACAAAAGACCAAAAAUUUCAGGAUUUCUCUCUAAGUUUCUCUUGGUAUUUCUUCACCUUGGAAGGCAACCAAAGGCUACUUUUUGAGUUCUUGAAUUAGGCCUACACCUUGGGAGUUAAGGUACAGAAGCUAAUAAACCUCCCUAGUAAGAGUACAGGAUAUCAACCGCAGUCACUGAGCUCCAGUAAGUAUGCCAGAGACAAGGAAGAGUAAAGGUAAAGGAAAGGAAGUAGAAGUGGUAGUUGGUAUACCCAACCGGGCGAGGCAACAAAGUGAGGCUCUAGAUGAGUCUCUAUCACAGACCUCUCCAACCCCUCCAUCUGUUGAUGUACCAGGAAGGAGUGAAAAUCCCCCAAAACCACCUGUUGAUGCUUCUGUGCAGGAUUUGAGAAAUGCAGUUCAACUGUUGACUCGUAUAGUUGCUGGCCAAGGUCAAAGACAAGAAGGCCCAGUUGCAGGUGCAGUUGGUGCAGGUAGGGCAGCCAGUACGAGAAUACGUGAUUUCCUUAACUUAGACCCUCCAUCAUUCACUGGAUCAGAUCCAAAUGAAGAUCCACAGGAUUUUAUUGAUCAGAUCCAACGCACCUUAGGUGUUAUGCAUGUGAGUGGUUCAGAAGCUACUGAGUUGGCAAUAUAUAGAUUGAAGGGUGUGGCUAUAUUGUGGUACGAAGCUUGGAAGCAGUCCCAAGGCAUAGAUACACCUCCAACUACUUGGGAGGAGUUCAAAAUGGCCUUUCUUGAUCAUUACUUGCCAUUAGAGAUCCGAGAGGCCCGUGCAGAUCAGUUCCUGAACCUCCAUCAGGGGAAUAUGAGCGUGAGGGAAUAUAGUCUUAAAUUUAAUUCUCUGGCCAGGUACGCUCCUAAUGUUGUUGCUACUAUGGCAGAUAGAGUCCAUCGGUAUGUGGAUAGGUUGGAUUCAUAUUUGGUUAGAGAUUGUACCAUUGCUUCUUUGAAUAAAGACAUGGAUAUAGCGAGGAUGCAAGCUUUUGCGCAGAAACUGGAGGACCAGAGACAAAGAAGGAGGGCACAAGAGAUAGAAAGGGGGCAAUCCAAGAGGGCCAGAUCUACAGGACAGUUUACACCACCCCAGGGUGAGUUUAGGCCACGAUUUUCUAACAGGCCACCCAGGCCAUCAUCCUCUUACUCUACAGCUAGUACUCCACCACAACUUCAAGGGUCUAGAAAUGAUCAAUUUGGGCAGAGAAGUGAGGGCCAAGGUACACGGACAACAAGAUAUUCGGGAAGCCAGCAAAUGCCUCCUAGGCAGCCUUGCAGACAAUGUGGGAGAUAUCAUAUAGGUGCGUGUCGCAUGGGAACAGAUGUUUGUUAUUGGUGUGGUAUGCCAGGGCAUGUAAUAAAAGAUUGCCCAAGAAGACGCAGGGGUGAUAUGGCACAACCUACUGGAUCAGCUAUUGCAUCAUCAUCAUCAGUGCCUCCAUCAGGUAGAGGUGAGCAAUUUCCUAUAGGUCGCGGCAGAGGUAUUAGAGGGGCAGCUAGUUCCAGCGUGGCCCAAAAUCGCACAUAUGCUCUAGGGACUCGACAGAACCUGGAAGCUUCACCCGAUGUGGUUAUAGGUACAGAAGCUAAUAAACCUCCCUAGUAAGAGUACAGGAUAUCAACCGCAGUCACUGAGCUCCAGGUUGCUUCGGGGCUUUGAGUCUUACCAUAUCUUUUUGCAUUGUAUAGUAUCUUAUCAUGAGGCGGGGCCUGUCCCGACCCUUAUAAGAUAAUGUUUCCUGUUUAGAGGCUUUGUAGACUACGUAAAGUAUAGUAUGGUCAUGUAUCGUAUCGUAGACAUUGUGGCUCCAACGGCCUAGUCAUAUAAUAUCUUUUGGCUUGCUAGUCC